UAAGGUUAGGUUAGGUUACAAUUUAGUGAGUCUUGAUGAAAUUUUGAAUUUGAUUGAUUUUAUUUUACCAAAACAUUUACUUAUUUUUAUUCUUUCCCGUGCUGCGAAAAAAUAUCACUGUCUCCACUUGGAAUGUCAAAUCGCUGGUUGUAGUGUUAUAAUGCAGAAAGCCACUUCAAGAAACUGGUGAUCCGCCUUUCGGAUGUUUAUCCUCAGGUUCUUCAACACAGGAGCAAGCGAUCACAAUCGAUCAUGGUUUGCUAUCUAUCUCAGAAAGGCGGUGGUAGUCUGAUCUCUCACAAACCUUGUUUUUCUUCAAACGCAAAAUGUUUAUAUUAUGGAUGGGGAUCAACUGUCAGAGAAUAUAAUGCUGAAACUGGUGAUUUGGUGAGAGAAUUUCAACUAACUGACAUAGUCCCGAUCAUUCCGGACAAAAUAAUUGGACUUUCACUCUAUCCAGGGUCGAAAGAUGAGUUAGUUUCUGUAUCUGAGAAAGGUGAAUUGAUUGUUUGGAAUUUGAGUUCACAUCAAUCAAGUCGAUACACGAAAUUACUUUUGAAGAAGAAGACUGAUGUUGUAGUCCAUUUUGUGAUCGUUCCAAGCUGCACUGAUUAUUCUCGAUCAGAUAUUUUUCUGACAAUUACUGAUCCCUGCAGCAGAGGGAAGAAAAAAGCUUAUGUGGCGCAAUUUUGCGAAGAGUCUGGGCAAGCCUUAUGGACGACUUAUUUAGGAACAAAUUUUUCAACUAAAAGUAUACAUGUCGGAGGCACCAAAAAUAAUCAGUUUCUUGCUUCCAUACAGCAAGAGCGUCUUUCUGUAGUUGAUUGUAAAACAAAGCAGCAAGUAACUCAUUUGAUUGGGAGUGAAAGAUACUUCACUUGCGUUGUUUGCCAUCCCACCGAGCAGUGUAUUGCUACAGGAGACAAUACAGGGCGGAUAUUGUUGUGGCACAACAUCUUCAAAAGGUAUCCUGCGCAAUCGGUGUAUCAUUGGCACACUCUUCCUGUUGUAGAUGUGAUAUUUUCAGAAAAUGGGAGUCAUUUGUACAGUGGAGGAGGUGAACAUGUUUUAGUCAAGUGGAACGUCAGUGACUCUAACGUUAAACAUUUUUUGCCGCGUUUACCAGCUCCCAUCUCCCAUGUUUCAGUUUCUGCAGAGAACACUUUUCUCAGUGUUUCAACAGAUGACAAUGGCAUUCAUAUUUUGGAUUCCAAGUUUCAUCGUGUUUCAAUCAUUCAAGGCUUAUCUUGGAAUAUAUCUCCUGUGCCGGGUAUGUCAAUUUUUCCAGCAGGAUUGAAUUAUGACCCGCGAACUCAAUCUUUAGUUGUCAACGGGAGAUCUGGCCAUCUCCAGUUCUAUUCUCCACAACAUUUCAAACUGCUGUUUCAUUUAGACGUCACUAUGAUGAACGUAGUAAGUCAGCUGCGAGAUGAAGUCAUCUUCAAUCCAGAAGUCACAGCCGUAGCAUUCAGUUCUGAUGGCUUAUGGCUUGGCACAGUGCAACAGCAAUAUCAUUCAAAUGAUUGCUCUGACUGUACGCUAAGGUUUUGGAAUUAUGAUCUCGCCAAACAAGAGUACCUUUUGAACUCCUCCAUAGAAUUAGAAAAUUUUGGUCUCAUAAAGAAAAUAAGCUUUCAGCCUUUGACUUCAAAGACGUCUCCUUCCUACCUUGCAGCUACUCUCGGCACUGAUUGCAAGUUUCGAAUUUGGACUUUAGCUGAUGACAGCUCAAUUUACAAGGAAAAGCAAGCAUGGCAUUGUGAAAGUAUCGGAUAUUAUCAUGAUUUAUCCGCUCAAGACAUGAGUUUCUCAAGUGAUGGAUCAUUACUCGCUGUCGCUUUUGGACCCAGUCUCACACUGUGGGAUGUGGACACAAACAUCAUGAAAUCAAGUUUGACGUACUCAAAGGAUCAUCUAAGUCGUGUGGAAUUUGCUCACAAUGAAUGCAGCCAUUUAAUCAUAGGAACAACCGAGUCACUGCUGAUAGUCUGGGAUUUACUGUCGCUUUCUGUUCUUUGGAUGGUCCCUGUUAAGGUUUCUCUGUUGAUAACAGAUCCGUACUCCAAUCAUGCAACUGUUAUCACCAAAAGAAAUCACGUUUUUGUAUUUGAAGUGACGUCUUCGACACCAGUUUACUACCAAGAAGAUAUUUGUGAUAAAAAUGAAACUGUACUAUCAGCUCUACAUUUGCCUUAUUCAACUCAUGAGGCUUUGGAUAAGUCAACUCCUUCAUGGCUACUUCAUUCUCAGAUAUUUUUCCUGACAUCUGGAAAGAAAUUAUUUGCCAUUGAACGGUCAGGCGCGGAAUCAGACUCGAGCAACAUGCCGUCUAUCCCAGAAUCCUUCAACCUUCCGUUGACACCUUUCCAAGCCCUCGUUGCCACACUGAGUAAAUCUGAUGCCCAGAAAGCUCAACCUCUUCAUCAUGUACAGUUCGGCCAGCCGGCAGAAGCAGCUGUUCGCAAGUUUUUGAGUUUCCCAUGCCACACAAUGGCACCCGUCAGCACUUUAUGCAAUCCUUUGUUAAGGUCUUUCUUGAUUUACAAGGAGAGAAAAACAAAUUAAAGUAUGUUGAACACUGCACUCUCAACUUCACCUCCUGUAAUAAGGUUGCUCAUGAUUUGAUUCUUUACAAGUGUCUCUGUUGUUGUUGAGCCUAGAGUGUGUUUCUUUAUAGUAAGGCAGUUGUCUUAAUAUAAGUUGCAAUGAAGAAUUUCAAUGGUAUCAUCGAUCAUGUAAAAUAAUGUAACACGAAUACCCACAAAAGAGUAUUUUUGUUACAUUACUUAAUUUUUAGGAAA
Bemisia tabaci is the source of this 2801-nucleotide messenger RNA. RefSeq names its product WD repeat-containing protein l(2)05287. Gene Ontology annotation, molecular function: RNA binding; protein binding. Gene Ontology annotation, biological process: positive regulation of transcription by RNA polymerase I; positive regulation of rRNA processing; ribosome biogenesis. Gene Ontology annotation, cellular component: small-subunit processome; nucleolus. NCBI's taxonomy places the organism in Eukaryota, Metazoa, Arthropoda, Insecta, Hemiptera, Aleyrodidae. The record is from RefSeq and is a predicted model, not a curated record.